Gongylonema pulchrum is the source of this 225-nucleotide messenger RNA. The record is from the annotation of a GenBank genome assembly. Lineage: Eukaryota; Metazoa; Nematoda; Chromadorea; Rhabditida; Gongylonematidae.
AUGCCUUCAUACGUUGGACUUGGUAGUAUGGAAGGUAAUCCAGUGGUUCAAGUUGUUUUGAUUGCUGAAUCAAGUCGCUUGCAAAUGAUGCUUUCAACUUACGGUAUCAGUACCCAGACACCUCAUGAUCUCGAACCGGUGCAAAUUUGGCCAAGUUGGAAGAUGGUUAAGGUUUGUACCUGUUCUCCUGAUUCUCUGAGUGGUUUUCCCGAUUACAAGAUAUAA